Messenger RNA from Protopolystoma xenopodis, 504 nucleotides. The record is from the annotation of a GenBank genome assembly. NCBI's taxonomy places the organism in Eukaryota, Metazoa, Platyhelminthes, Monogenea, Polystomatidea, Polystomatidae.
AUGGCACCUGGUACCGGUGGUGGAGAUGAUUACGCUUCACUAAACCCACUUAUAGCUUAUAUUGUCCAGGGUGUACUGCAGUUUCUACCUAGCCUCCAGCGCAACUCGAUACCGGAUCGUAAAUAUGUUUGCGACAUUGCCAAGGCUUACUUAUGAAUUGAAUUGAGCUCCUCAUUUUCUCCACCCGUGCUUGUAAUGACGAGUCUAAAGAAGCGGCGCAUCAUCCUCCGAAUUCUCCUUGUUAAGCUAUUAUUGUUGGUUCUUAUUUAUAUACCAAAACUUAAAAAAACAGUCGCCAAAGUGAAUCACUCGGGACCGCUACUCCAGCGCGGCAUCUCCGAGUGUCUAUCUGAGUCAAUCGCCACCAACACGGAUUCCUUUGACUACGUCUACGGAACCGGCAGUUCUGCUGUUGGAGGGCCUGUUAGCCGCCUUGCUCCGGCCUUGGCCGCUUCGCUCCUUCAGAAUCGGGGCAAGCCUACUCACCAUCCGUCAACGUCUUAG